GUAUUUGUAAAUUUGGAGAAAAUAGGCAGUUAUCUUCACCGAGGUGGCGCGCGGCAAGACCGAGACCACUCAGACCCAGUCACUUCACUUCAAAACAAGAGGCGGCUGGGGGAAAAUAACACGAAUUUCGCUCUUCUAUCUACAUUUCCUGGAAGAGGACGCCAGGAUGGGGGAGAAGCUCCUGGCUACCACUGGGGACACCAUCAAGCUUUGGAAUGCCUCCACCUAUGCAUUCUGUGAAGAAAUUCCAUCUGAGAGUGGCCAUGUGAGCAGACUGGCAUGGAAUCAGGAUGGGCAGUGUCUGGCAAGCCUCAGUGACUCAGGGAAAGAAAUACACUUGUCAGCCAUCUGUGGGAAGUCUGAGGCAAACAUUGGUGUUGUGCGAGGAAUUGAAUCUCCAACAUGUCUGGACUUUGCGUCACGCUGCCCACACUACUUGGGUGUGGGGAGUGCCUCAGGGCUGGUGACCAUCUGGAACGUCAAGUCUCAGACCAAGAAGAAGGUUUUUGCACCCACUGACCGAGCCAUCAGCAGGAUUGCCUUCAGCCUCAGCGACUCUCACAUUGCAGCAGCCACCAAGAAGGGAACACUCUAUUUGCUCUCUGUCCUGAACAAACUGACUGCUGGCCCUUAUGAGGUCUUCAACAAUCAGGUGGUGACAGGUCUGACCUACAGCAGAGUGAAGAAGUCCUUGCUUGGGUGCUGCUCAGAGGGAGGAGCCGUGGCCCUGUAUGACACACACGCUAACAAGGUGUUGCAUUCCUUCCCUGAUGCCCACUCCUUCGCAGUCAAUGGCAUCUCCUUCUCCCCCGUCAAUGAGUUCCUUAUGGUCUCGGUUGGCUACGAUAAGAAGCUCUGCUGCUUCAACGUACAAAGCAGGCAGCCUGUCAUGACACACCGCAGCUCAGCGCCACUCACCAGCAUUGCCUUCCUGAGCAUGGGGCAGCUGGUGGCGCUGGGCACGAUGACAGGACAGGUGUUCAUCCACGACAUGCGCACCAUCAACACUCCGCUCGCCACCCUCAAGGCACACAAGUCAGCUGUGACCAAUGUACUCCUUCAGCCGUCCCCAAAGUCUAAGAGUGUUAGCAGCAGCAAGACCGGGCAGAGGAGCGGCGCAGCGUGCUCCCUGGCUGUCACCUCUCAGCGGCCUGUGAAGUCUUGUUCUGACAACCCCACUGCAAUGAGUCCUGAGCUGGAAGCCAAGCCACAGCCUGUGCCUGAAACUACUGACUUUGAUCUAAGUGUGUUUUCACCAGUCAGGGACACAAAUCUGCCCAGCCAGAUACAGGUUUCUGAGGGAGAUGGUCUUAACAUCCCUGACUUCAAGAUUGACGUCCCAGUGGAAAGUGCCUUCCUCCAAAGUCUGCUUUCUCCCGUCCGCACCACAGACCUGCAGAACAACCAUCACACAACAUUGGCACAUCACAUGGACAUCAAUGAAGAUAACCUACUAUCCCCAGUUAGAGAUACCACCACCAUUGCAAGGAAUGACAUUAACUUAGAAUCACCAGGGACCCAGAUGAAGUCUCCCUCUGCCAUGGAGGUGAGCCUCUCUUCUCCAACAGACAUCACAGACAAGGAGAACAUUGAACCCUCAGUUGCUGCAGCCAAGGUUCAGAGCCCAGCAACACAGCAAACAGCCUGUGACCCACCACUACCAGCAACCCAUAGUCCUGCAACACUUGAAGACAGAAGCAAGGGAAUAAACUCCUCCAUUUGGACCUCUCCAGCCCCACCAGUGAGCAUCCCCUUCACAACCCCCUCCAGGAUAAGUCCACCCAAGAAGAGACAACUGCUGAGGCCUGUGCGAGCUUCAGAUCUUGCCCCAGACACUCCAACACAACUCCAGACUGCUGUUGAUGAACCUGCUGCUGCCUCUGUUACUUCAGACAUCCCUGCUGUCAGCCAUGGAGUCCCACAGCUGCAAAUGGACUUGAUUCGCAGCUGUAUGGUGGACGUCUUGGAGGAGUUCCAGGAUGACAUGAACAGCAGAUUGAUGCACCUGCAAUAUAUCAUCACCAAAAAGUUUAUUCAGCAACAGGAAUUGAUGGAGAAGUUGCACCGCCAGUACUCCCUCAAUGAAGAGAUCAUGAAGGAGAAUGAGAGUUUGCGGCAGCAGCUGGCACGCCUGCAAGCAAAGUACUGAUGGAGCUAUGGAUAUGUGUGUGUGUGUGUACAUUAGUGAAUGACUGGAAGGAAUUUUUUGUAUAUUUUAAAUAAAACUAGGACGUCCUAAA
This is a messenger RNA of Scylla paramamosain (green mud crab), 2240 nucleotides long. RefSeq names its product protein NEDD1-like (gene Grip71). The record is from RefSeq and is a predicted model, not a curated record. Bases 167 to 2149 code for a protein of 660 amino acids. Gene Ontology annotation, molecular function: gamma-tubulin binding. The transcript is spliced from 13 exons. Gene Ontology annotation, cellular component: spindle pole; centriole; ciliary basal body. Gene Ontology annotation, biological process: mitotic cell cycle; microtubule nucleation. NCBI's taxonomy places the organism in Eukaryota, Metazoa, Arthropoda, Malacostraca, Decapoda, Portunidae.